Molecule: messenger RNA, 5676 nt
Organism: Bradysia coprophila
Lineage: Eukaryota; Metazoa; Arthropoda; Insecta; Diptera; Sciaridae
Cellular component (GO): cytoplasm
Molecular function (GO): glycosyltransferase activity
Source: RefSeq, a predicted model, not a curated record
AUCUGUUCAGUCUGUUGCCGGCACUCGAACCGUAUGCACUGUGUCCGCAUUAUAUUAUACGAGUUUGUUAUACCUUACCAUUUUUCGAUAUUAUUACGGUCGUCCAUUGUGCAUUAUAUUGGUAAAGAGGAAUAAAGUUUAAUAUUCGUGCGAGCAUAAAUUUUGUUGUUUUGUUUUUGUUCCUUUUAUUUAUUUGUUCUAAAGGUUGUUUUCCUUUUCGUGUAUUGAGUGUUGGAUGCUGAAGGUUCUGUGUUGUGGUAUGCUUAAGAAAAAGGAAGAACAACGAAGUGAAAUACAACCCAUUAUCAAAAUUAUAUUCCAUCAUUUAUAUGUGUGGCUAUUGUGUGCUUAAGGCCCUGGAUAUCGAAUAGAAAAAAUAUAUUUUUUUUUAAAUCUUAAAAUAUCAAAACGAGUCAAAACGAAAAGGAUAUAAUAAUCUGAGUGCACAUUGCACAUUCGUUUCUAUUCAAUCAAGUGGAUUAUAAUAUUCAACAAUUUAACGUCUCUAUGCACACCGUACAAGUGGAUAUAUUACCUGCUCAGAUAGCAGACAAUCGUAUGCCUCAAAUUUAGUGUUUCAGGUUGAUGAACAACUGGUUAUGAUCAUAAAGUAAAUUUUUUUCGGCAUACAUCUGGAAACAAAAUGCCAAACUCCAAAACGAUUUUGAAAUUUUUCUUUGCACUGGGCGUUUGGUCUUUCGUUGUGAUUGGCCUGUUCAGGAUACACGGCCAGAAUGUGCUGUUACAGGAACAUCCGGCAGCACCGCUGAGCGGACGCCUUCUGUUGCAGAAGGAAAACCGAUACCUGGAAGCGACCUCAACCACCACCAAUCGUAUCGACGAUGUUUUAAUUGACAAUCGACAAGGAAUGGACGAUGAAUCUUUGGUGAAAGACGUAGCGUCACGUAUUCCAUCGCUGCCCAUUGCAUACUGGAGCAAAUACAAAAACGUUUCGCAGAAAAAGUCUGCAACGUGCGCCAAAUACCCAUCGAUAUUUGAAUUGGAAUUUAACAACAUCUACUGGCAAACGUUGCGAACAUCUAACGGAACGUUUCAGUUGUUCGGCGCCUACUACGACAUACGAAAAUCGUCGUUGAUCGGACCGUCGGUGCGUAUUCUGGGCAUGAUCGAUCGCAUCGAACCGAAGGUGAAAACCUAUUGCCAGUUUUGGUUUGACGGCCAGAAGGAGCCGUAUAUUGUCAAGACAUUCGAAUACAAAUACAUUUGGUACAACAAAUGGGGCAACUACAAACAGGGUAUCUAUCAGCCAUAUUUGAUCGCAUGCCAAAUACCGAAACCGUUCCAUUCGGUCGUACCCGCGUCUGUGUCCAUUGUGGAAAAGGAAUGUGACACUGCGACCAACAAUUUGCGUGUCAUAUACAAUCGGCCGCCGGAUGACAAGAAAAAGGGAUUUGCCGUUUGCGUGAAAGGAUUGGAUUUUCUGUACGAUGAUCUGUCUGUACGGUUGGUCGAAUGGAUCGAAAUGUUGCGCAUACUUGGAGCGGAAAAGAUUUAUUUCUACGAACUGCAAGUUCAUCCGAACAUAUCGAAAAUUUUGCGACAUUACGAAAGCGAGGGAAUGGUUCAAGUGACACCGCUCACAUUGUCGGGCGGACAACCAAAUGUGCCCGGAUUUCAGCAUCUGUACCUACAGAAGAAGACCAAUCACAAACGUCAAAAUGAGAUCAUACCGUAUAACGACUGCUUGUACAAGAACCUCUAUCUUUACGACUUUAUUGCUCUGCUGGACAUCGACGAAAUCAUAAUGCCAAAAGACGACCUGAACUGGCACGACUUAAUGAAGCGAGUGCUGCCCAAGGCAAAGAAACUACGAAACGACACCUAUCCCAGCUACAAUGUGCGAAACGUUUAUUUCCUCGACGAACACCAGCACGAACACGGCUGGUACGAAUCCAUCCCAAAGUAUUUGCACAUGUUGCAGCAUGUCCACCGUGCGCAAAACUACACCAAACCAAAUCAGUACGUGAAAUGUUUCCACAACCCGGAGAAAGUGUUGACUCUGCACAAUCAUUUCCCGUUGUCUUGUUUGGGCGGCGCCUGUCAAUCGUUCCCCGUUUCAACGGACGAUGCGCAACUGCAACACUAUCGUGCCGAUUGUGUGAAGACGCUGAAAAAGAGUUGCGGCGAAUUUCGUGAGCAUUCAAUCGAGGACACAUCCAUAUGGCGAUUCAAGGAUGAACUGGUCAGUCGCAGUGUCAAAACGUUGGAGAAGCUGGGUUUUUUGCGUAGCUCCACAAAGGUUCCGCACAUAGAGCGGUGAUUUUGGAGAUUCUUUUUAUUUUGAGAAGAAAUUUGAAACGUUACAGCGACUUUUGGUGACGACGACAUAAUAAGCGACAAAAGUUAGGAGUUUUCCAAGUGAUAUUUUUAUUGUAAGAUAGACCAUUCGAUUCUCGCUUUAAAAUCAGCUUUGAGAUGUGUUACGGGUGACUGAAAUGGGGACUAUUCUAUCGUCACGCCAUUAUCUUGAUAGCAUUUUGGAUAAGCGAGCCUGUUCAAUGGACCUAUACCAUUUAACAUACUCGUAAGCAUUGAUAACAAAACUGAGUUCUUAAUUCGAUCAAUGCGCUCUCUGGAGAUUGGUUUGAUUUGAGCAAUAUACCGAUGAAAAGAGAGCUAUUUUUGUAAAUAUGUGUGUGUGUCUGCCGAUGUACGUCAAAAAGUAUGUUCGUUUCCAUUGCGUUAAAUGGAAAUUUAAACAGUGCCGUACAGCGACAAAAUAUUUUAUUGCAGCGGAACUGAGCGAAUCCUCUCUUUUAAUCGAUCUAUAGAAAUAUUAAAAAAAAUCCGCUGUAAAAUGUGAGAGAGAACUGUUAUGUGAACGGACGCAAAAAUGGAAAUUUUUCUGAACGAAGGGGACGUGACUCCGAUUCUUGCCUCAUCUGCACUCCGUUUACUCACCGUUUUCCAAAAAAAAUACCCUGAAAACUGGUCUCUCUUUCCAUUGUACCAUAAAACGGUGAGUAAACGGAAUUAAAGUCGCUUUGUGCUUUACGAGUUUCUCAAAUAAUGAGAGCUUUGAGAGAAUUUGUUUGACUCUCCAAAGAAGCUGCAAAAAAAUUCCUCGCGACAUAAUGUCGCCAUGUUAUGUCACAACGAAAAAACUAAAUGCCGACAAAUGUAUUGCAGUAGACUGUGACGAUAGAGUUGUCUCUAUCGAUAAUAUGGUCACUAUGUAACACGAAUAAUUAAAAAAUCCAACCAAAACUGGUCUUAAAGCGACAAAACAAAAAUUAUAAAUUUAACGAGCUAAUUAAUUAACGAUACAAUUUCACAACAAAUCUUGCAACACAUUCGAUUUUGCAUAUUUGUUGUGAUUGGGUUUAAUGUUGGGGAAAAAUUUCUUUCAUUUACUCGCUGCAUGCUAGAGAAAAGCUUCAUUUACACCUAUAUGCUACUAAGGGUAAACACUCAUUUCUCAAGCACUUUGCGAGUUAUAGUAGAUUACAUUGGAUGCUGCGUAAGUAAUUCAUUUCAUACAGGUAACAAUUUUGUGAUUAAAGCCAACUUCCAAGUGUGCUUGUUGAGUAAGUAGCUUCGGUAACUGUUAUUUCGAGAAAUAUAGCGUUUGUCUAUCCGAGCCGAAGACUAGGUUCACACGAGUGACUUUGCAUGUACCUCAAGGAUCUUUCCGAAUUAAUGAAUUACGUAGCAGCAUCCAAUGUAUUCUGGUUUAUUGUCGCCCCAUGUUGACUAUCACAAAGGAAUUCACGUAAAAUGAACCGAAAACAGUCUUUCUGUAAUGGAUCAUUUCCGCAGGGAACAAACUGUCAUGUAAUGGUCAACUUUUCAGUGGGGUAGGCAAUAGCAGAAAAUUACUUUUUUUUGCUGGUAAUGUUGUCGUUCGACAGCUUAGUCGAAUCAACCGGUCUGCAAGCAAAUUGGUAAUUUAAAUUAUUCUUUUUUGGUGGUUGGUAAUACACAAGAACUUUUGUUUUCUUUACUUUACUAGUGAAGUAAUAAGGGCUUUUCCCUCACGGGUGAAACCCGUUUACCUCGCUCGUAAAGUUAAAUAGCAUGCUAAAGGUCGGUUCCAUCGGACUGUAUACUGUAAAGAUAAGUCAAAAACAAGUCAGAGCAUCCACAGAUCCAUAACCUCAACAGACAUUUUGUCAACAAAAUUUUUUUGGUUAUGUCUCUAUAGAUGACGCUCUGAUAACUUUGGAAACGACCUGCAUCAGUGAAGUAAUGAGAUAUCUCGUAUCACGAUAAGUAAAAGUACCUCGGGCUGAAACCGUCGAAUACUUUUACUUAUCACGAGAUAUGUCAUUACUUCGCUGAUGCAGUAAUCUAAUAGCAUGUUCUCGUAGAGAUAUAAAUAAGAUGUAAGUUAGACGCGUUGCGGUUAAUAUAUUCAUAUCAUGAUUUAGAUCCCACAUCACAUAAAAAUAUGCGUAUACGUCAGUCAGUUAUUAUUGAAAUCUGCUAAGGUAUGUUACACAAAAUGUAAAGCGGAAUUUCAGAAUAUGAACGCUACACGACAAAAUCCUAAUGGGAAAAAUUAAUCGAAAACUGUGGAGAUUUGGAGAGUUUGCUUGAAAAUUAACAGAAUCGGAAUAGAUCGAUUUCGAAUUACUAAAAUUGAUGACAACUAUAUCAUUAAAACACACGGAUUCUUUGGGUGUUGUUUCUUCAUAAAUGAUUUUCGAGAAUUUCGUAACGAAUAGAAAGAACGAUAUAUUUAGUGCGAGUUAUCUUCAGGAAUCUUUCUCUACACUAUUUCGACACAAUAUAACCAUAAUGUAAAACAGCAUCGAAACGCGCCUAUGUAAUGAACCAUAAAACCAUUGUGCAAAUUAACAUUAUUACAAUUUCGUAUCGAUUAUAAUAUGCUGCACAUUAUAAACCAAUUUCAAACAAUAAUCGCUUCCAGUUAAUGAAAUAUUUUAAUUAAAAUUAUUAAUUUAUGUAUGGGAGCUUUUCCACGUUCACCAAUUCUACGGUUAGUCAUUACGUUUGGCUGCAUUUUCAUAUUAAAAAAAAAAAUGGUAAAAAAAAUUCGAAAUGAUUUUCUCUCGCUCCAUUUCGAUGUUUAUGCAAAAUUAUUCCAUCAACAUAAAUCAUUUAUAAAUAUUCAAAAUCAAUUAAAUCGCCAACAGACAAACAUUGGCCAGGUGGGUAUAGGUACUAGCCACUGUCACUGCAGUGUGUCCUUAUGACAAACACAAAAUCGAAUUCAAUUUGUUAGUUCAACAAAAAUUUUCGAAAAGAAAUUCCAACAAAAAUGUUAUUUUGAAAUUCCCGCUAAAGCAUUUCGUGACACAUAGCUAACGGUAUUUGGUGGUAGCACAAAAAUAUUGUUAUGAAAAACACAUUCAUAUCGCUGUUUUUACAUAGAACCUCUUGUUACAUGACCACGAAUUCGGAUCCAUGGAACCUGUGAUUAUUCUACACAAUUAUUUCUAAAUGUAAAAUAAUGAAAGGUGACGCAUUUAGCUUUUAAGAAAUUACUCUGACUUAUAGCGAUGUGAAAGGGUCCUAAUCCAAAUUGUUUUUUUUGUUCUUCUGUCAAGUUUGACAGUAUAACAAAAGAUAAAUAUUGAAUCAGGUCUCUUUCGCGUCGUAAAGUGUAGCUAUAACUAGACUUUAAUUAGAAUUUAAAACUAGAAAUAAAACGUUAAACGAAAUGCGUUAAAAUCGAUGUUAAAAUAUCAA